Molecule: messenger RNA, 3285 nt
Organism: Mirounga angustirostris (Northern elephant seal)
Lineage: Eukaryota; Metazoa; Chordata; Mammalia; Carnivora; Phocidae
Gene: NCK1
Product: NCK adaptor protein 1
Exons: 6
Coding region: 365-1498 (377 amino acids)
Biological process (GO): cell migration; positive regulation of endoplasmic reticulum stress-induced intrinsic apoptotic signaling pathway; signal transduction
Molecular function (GO): ephrin receptor binding; signaling adaptor activity; receptor tyrosine kinase binding
Source: RefSeq, a predicted model, not a curated record
UCUCCCGAGAGCUACGCGGCGGCUGAGCGGAGGCCUCGUGCCGUAACGGCCAUCGCGGCGGCCGCGGCGGUCUCCCGGUGCCCUCCUCAGGUGAGCUGGGGCCGCACGGGCCCGGCAGAGGGAAGGAUUCUGGCAAUCAAGUAACAACUUAGAAGAUGCUUCUCUUAACCAGCCCAAGGGGAUAAGUUGCAAUGCCUAGUUAACAUUUCCUCUGCUGGCUAGUGAUUUGAAAUGGCUGCUGUUAUAGACCAACUGAACUUCUGAGAUCUCCACUGUUUCCAGUUCCUCUGGAGUCUGCUGAUCAGUCACAUGGAACUUCUUCACACUGUCCAAGAGCACAACUUGUAGCUGAAGCUGCUGAAAGAUGGCAGAAGAAGUGGUGGUAGUAGCCAAAUUUGAUUAUGUGGCCCAACAAGAACAAGAGCUGGACAUCAAGAAGAAUGAGAGAUUAUGGCUUCUGGAUGACUCUAAGUCCUGGUGGCGAGUUCGAAACUCCAUGAAUAAAACGGGUUUUGUGCCUUCUAACUAUGUGGAGAGGAAAAACAGUGCUCGGAAAGCAUCUAUUGUAAAAAAUCUAAAGGAUACCUUAGGCAUUGGAAAAGUGAAAAGAAAACAUAGUGUGCCAGAUUCUGCAUCUCCUGCUGAUGAUAGCUUUGUUGACCCAGGGGAACGUCUCUAUGACCUCAACAUGCCUGCUUAUGUGAAAUUUAACUACAUGGCAGAGAGAGAGGAUGAAUUAUCAUUGAUAAAAGGGACAAAGGUGAUCGUCAUGGAGAAAUGCAGUGAUGGGUGGUGGCGGGGUAGCUACAAUGGACAAGUUGGAUGGUUCCCUUCAAACUAUGUAACUGAGGAAGGUGACAGUCCUUUGGGUGACCAUGUGGGUUCUCUGUCAGAGAAAUUAGCAGCAGUUGUCAAUAACCUAAAUACCGGGCAAGUGUUGCAUGUGGUACAGGCUCUUUACCCAUUCAGUUCGUCCAAUGAUGAAGAACUUAAUUUUGAGAAAGGAGAUGUAAUGGAUGUUAUUGAAAAGCCUGAAAAUGACCCUGAAUGGUGGAAAUGCAGGAAGAUCAAUGGAAUGGUUGGUCUGGUGCCAAAAAACUAUGUUACCAUUAUGCAGAAUAAUCCAUUAACCUCAGGUUUGGAACCAUCACCUCCGCAGUGUGAUUACAUUAGGCCUUCACUCACUGGAAAGUUUGCUGGCAAUCCAUGGUAUUAUGGGAAAGUCACCAGGCAUCAAGCAGAAAUGGCAUUAAAUGAAAGAGGGCAUGAAGGUGAUUUCCUCAUUCGUGAUAGUGAAUCUUCGCCAAAUGAUUUCUCUGUAUCACUAAAAGCACAAGGGAAAAACAAGCAUUUUAAAGUCCAACUAAAAGAGACUGUCUACUGCAUUGGGCAGCGUAAAUUCAGCACCAUGGAAGAACUUGUAGAACAUUACAAAAAGGCACCAAUUUUCACAAGUGAACAAGGAGAAAAACUGUAUCUUAUCAAGCAUUUGUCAUGAUAAUGCUGACCAGAAGUGACUGCCUCACAGCUAUAAUUCGUCAUGUAAUUAAAGACUGAGAAAAUGUCAGUCCAGUCAUGUUUGAUUGGAAAUUGCUUUCUGACCCUACAUGAGAAUUGACUAUAAUACAUAAGUAUUUUUAUUAUAACUCAGCCCAUACAUAUAUACUACGUAUGCAAAGCAUCUGCACAAAGCAGUUCCUUAUCCUUGGUCUUCUGUUUUAUUGUUUUCUUUGCUGUUUUUCUCUUUGCUUCUAAUAUUAAGGUUUUAUAUUUUGAAAAAAAUAAUGCAGAUCAAAAGUCUUUACAUGGAAGAAUUUAUUGGUUUAUUUUCUUUAUUUCCUUGUACGGGCACCGUAUUUGUCACUUCUGCAAUGGUUUCUCUUCAUAUAAAAUUAUUAUAUCAGUAUAUGGCAUAUGCUAAAAUAAAUUUCUUGGACAAUGUUUUUUUCUUUGACUAAAUAGCAAUAAUAAAUGGAAAAUUAGAAAUUAUUUUCAGGUAUUUGUUGUAAGCCAUUGUAAAUAUCAAGUAUGUUGUGUCUGCCAUUUUAAAAAAUUUAUUCAUUGUCUUCAUUGUAAAGCAAAACAAAUAGGACAUACGUUUAAAAACGUAUCUUGUACACUUUUAAUUUACAGCUGUUGGAAACAAAAAUCUCUAAAUUUCUAGGAUUUUUGGGGGGGUGCUUCUUAUCUGGUUAUUUAAGAGAAUAAAGCAGUCUCUGAGAUACUUAGCUUUUCAAACUGUAAAUGGAUGCUCUAGUGUUAUAUAUUACUUUUUCCCCUAGUGUUAUUUUACCAAAGCAUCUUGUAUUGGGGUAUAUCUGUGUCAGUGUGAAAAAAGCUGUGGCCAGAUAUUGGGGAAAUAGGAGGCCGUGAGAUACUUGGUUUCCCUCCCACCUCUAAACGUCAGUAAUUAUCAGGCGUAGUAGUAUUUCUACUAUUUUCAUUUCCUCCUUUCAGCUUUGGGUUUUGUUGACUAAGACACUAAAAUGGAUUAUACCUGAGGAAAAGAUGGGAUGUGCCAAAUGGUUAGAGAAAGUUAUUUUUAAAAUCUACUUUUUGGAGGGUUUCUGUUAUGUUUUUGUUACUAAGCAGAAGUUUGGGUGUAUGGAUGAGAGGCUUUUAUGGAGUAUUGAAUCUACUUCUGCAGGUCAUAGAAGAAAACAACUGUAUUUUGUGAACCCCCCCCAUUAUUAAUUCUGGAAUUUAAAUUUAAGCAAAGUAACCUUCAAUAUAUUAAUUAAAAUACUUACUAAAACCAUAUAACUUAGUAGGAAAUCAUAUGGUAUUUUCAAAAAUUUCCCCAGUGCUGCCUAAGCAAAUGAAUGUUUUCUGUUCUUUAAUAUGUUAUAGAUAAGUAUUUAAUAUACCAAUAUUACUGAUGUUAAAAUUGAAGUUGUCUAAUUCCUGAGGUUUUUAGUUUGGGUUUUUUUUUUAAUAUUAAAUAUUUAGUUCUUUAAAUCUUAAAAUCAUUUAAGACUGACAUUGCCACUGGGUGGCAGCCCUGGCUUCUCCCACUAAGCAACAGGAGUUAGCAAAUAUAAUUAAGACUUUGAUGUACAAUUUUUCAUUUUCAUUACAUCCGCUUUUUAAAGCCUUUUAGUUCAUAUUUCAUUAUCUUUGUCAGUCUCCCUUUGUUUAUUGAAAUGAUUAUUAGUAGACUGUAAUAGAAAUAAAAGUCGUGUGCUUACCUUUUUUGCUGUAAAAUCACUUGAAUAUAAGUUGAAGAAAAUAGUUUCAAAGUGUUAAAAUAUGACUAGGUAGUAAACAUCUUUUUAUUUAAACAAA